Messenger RNA from Nezara viridula (southern green stink bug), 282 nucleotides. Lineage: Eukaryota; Metazoa; Arthropoda; Insecta; Hemiptera; Pentatomidae. The record is from the annotation of a GenBank genome assembly.
UCAAGGUGGAACACGACCGGUUAUGUCAUCAGGAGAAAUGUUAUAACAUGAAUCAGUUAGUUUAUGAAUUGGUAUCCAAGAGAGCAUGAAAGGAGGAGAGGAUGCCCACCGACAGAUUGGAACAAGGAGAUGAAGAAGACCUGCGGAGUGGCAACCUGGAAGAGAGUAGUAUUGGAGAGGAAAGAAUGGAAAUAGAUGGGACAGGUUUUCUUUAUCUGAGAAGUACUUUGUAAUUAAUUUUCCAUCCAAAAUGGUUCUCACUACUUCGAAGUCUACAUUCAU